Molecule: messenger RNA, 636 nt
Organism: Phytophthora infestans T30-4
Lineage: Eukaryota; Oomycota; Peronosporomycetes; Peronosporales; Peronosporaceae
Product: polysaccharide lyase, putative
Exons: 2
Coding region: 1-636 (211 amino acids)
Biological process (GO): pectin catabolic process
Molecular function (GO): carbohydrate binding; carbon-oxygen lyase activity, acting on polysaccharides
Source: RefSeq, a predicted model, not a curated record
AUGCUGCCUUGUCGUCUUCUUGCCUCACUCGCGGCAGCUUCCUUGGUUGCAAUGACCUCCGCGGCCACGGACUUCGGCUACACCACAAACGCCGAUAAAUACGUUAUCAGCACGGGAGCGGGUUUGACCAUUUCCAUGAGGCAGUCGACGUGCGAUAUCGUGUCCAUUAACUACAACGACAAGGAGCUGCAGUACAAGUCCAUGGGUACGCACGUGAACUCGGGUUUGGGCUCGGGGACAACAUCGACUAUCGAAGCUUUGAAUGACGACAAGAAGACGAUCCACGUCAACUGCAAGAAGACUGGACUGGAGCAAUCCUACUUCUUCCGUCCCAGCGAGAACGUAGUGUACAUGGGUACAUACCACUCGAAAGACCUGGUGCUGCCGGAACUGCGCUUCCUUGCUCGCUUGGACAAGGCCGUGAUGAACCAGGGUAUCCUCGAAGCUACUGUCGAGUCUGGUAUGACUGCAAUUGAGGCCACCGAUGUCAUGCAAAACGGUGAAGGGAUCACCCGUUCGAAAUACUACUCGGCUGUACCAUUCAUUGACGAUGCUGUCCACGGUGUCAACAGCACCGCUGCUGGCGUCUACCUGGUGAUUUCCGAGCACGGAUACGAGACCUCACGUUCUACAUGA